AUGGUGGUGCAGACCCGUAAGCGAAAGGCUGCCCUGGAGCAGUCGGCCGGAAAGACCCAGGAAGCAGCCUCCGUCGAGGUAUCUCCCAAGCGACAGAAGCUCCCCAUGCGAUCCAGAGCCGACGAGCCGCCGGCCCAGAAGGCUGCCGGCAAGGGCACGCUCAUCACCUUUGACGACGAUGACAACGCAGACCAGCCGGUAGCGGCACCGGCCCCGGCAGGCGAGACGGUCGUGCUGGGCACUGCGGAACAGGAGCUUAGUGACGAAAGUGACGACGACGCCCCUGAAGCGGUCUCGACGGCGCAAGUUGCGUCAGAUAUGAAGAAGUCUGCACAGGCCACUCAAAGAGCCGCCCGAGAACAAGCCACGGCCGAGAAGCGAAAACGCCAAGAGCGCGACGUCCUCCUUAAAAAACAGGCAGAAGAGCGCAAAAAGGCAGGUCAAGCUGCCGCUGCCAUCUCACAUGACAGUGAGGAUGAUGCCCCGUCAACCAAGAAACGAGAGGCCGCGGGCAGGAGGAAGCGGACAGAUAGGGUCCAGGUUCCAAGUCUAUUGCCCCUGGAGUUCCUCACCGACGACUCGUCUAGCGAGGACGAAGCAGACGAUAGCAAAAUCAGUGACAGGAGCGCGCAGCCAAGGCAGAGAAAGGUCGAGGCUGUCGAGAAGAGGCUGACGCGCCUGGACAGGGGGCCACAAGACGAAAGGAUAGGGUCUACAGUGUACCGGGUGGCCGCCAAGCUGGACGAGCGUUUGGCGCCCAAGGUGAAGCGAUAUUCUCUGAGCGCAAGGGACCGGUUACUCCAGAGGAAUCGGACGGCAGCGAAGCCGCGGUCUAGCUUCUUUACCAAGAAGUAG
Messenger RNA from Hirsutella rhossiliensis, 855 nucleotides. RefSeq names its product u3 snoRNA associated domain-containing protein. Lineage: Eukaryota; Fungi; Ascomycota; Sordariomycetes; Hypocreales; Ophiocordycipitaceae. The coding region runs from base 1 to 855 and encodes 284 amino acids. Gene Ontology annotation, biological process: rRNA processing. The transcript is spliced from 2 exons. The record is from RefSeq and is a predicted model, not a curated record. Gene Ontology annotation, molecular function: snoRNA binding.